Messenger RNA from Onthophagus taurus, 759 nucleotides. Lineage: Eukaryota; Metazoa; Arthropoda; Insecta; Coleoptera; Scarabaeidae. The record is from RefSeq and is a predicted model, not a curated record.
UUUAAAAAGUCAAGCUGGUUGGGUUGUAGCACGAUUGUGGGGAUCGGUUCUGUGUCGUUUUUCGAGUCGGGACUACGACGAGCGGACAGUUGUACGAUUGCGCUUAUCCGGUGCGGUCGUUGUCGUAUAAAUUCCAUUUUAUAAUCGGGCGGUACAAAGAAGGGGCGUUAAAAAUCGUACAGGUGUUUCGAAAAUUACAAACUGUGAGAGAGGGUGCGUUUUGGUUCUUUCUGUUAACAGUGACCCCGACAAUCGUUUUAAGGUGUCAAAAUGACUGGUAGAAUGGCUGGACAGACUCUCAACGAUAGGAUCCUUGCGGCCAGGCACAGCAUUGCCGGACAAGGACUGGCAAAAUCCGUUUGUAAAGCAACCACCGAAGAAAUGAUAGGACCCAAGAAGAAACAUUUAGAUUAUUUAUUACAUUGUACCAAUGAACCGAACGUUUCAAUACCACAGUUAGCGAAUUUAUUGAUAGAACGUUCGCAGAACACGAACUGGGUAGUAGUUUAUAAGGCUUUAAUCACCGUCCAUAACCUAAUGUGCUACGGAAACGAGCGAUUCACACAAUACCUAGCAUCUAGUAACAGUUCAUUUCAACUAAACAAUUUUUUAGAUAAAAGUGGAGUUCCAGGUGUUGUCAGUGCAAGGACGGGUUAUGAUAUGUCCCCUUUCAUUCGAAGAUAUGCCAGAUAUCUUAACGAGAAAGCUAUGUCGUAUAGAACGGUCGCAUUUGAUUUUUGUAAAAUCAAAAGAGGGUAA